CAGUGCAGAACGAGAACUAGAAUCACGAGCUCCGAUUGGUGAAAGUGUCUGUAAGUCAAACUCAAAGCCCGCCUCGUUUCUCUGACAUCAUCGUAGCGUCUCUGGCGGAGUGGGCGGGGCUUGUGCUGUACGGACUUGGUUAGCUAGUUACCUGCCGCAAGCACUGAUAUUUACUAUAAAUCCUUUCGCGUUCAGUUCACGAUGAUCCAGUUUCAGAGAUCAGGAUGAAUUGAUUAACAUUUCUCAGAUUGUUUUGUACUUUAGAGGGGGGUGUUUAUAAUUGUUUGCAGUGAGGAAUAAAUCGUGCUGCAUGUCAGUGCUCUAUCAUAAGGACUGCAGUUGGCCUCUGGGUCCAAGCUGCACGAGAUCUGCUGGUCCUGCACUUCCAGUCAUGUUUAUUUCAUAACGAUGGCGUCAAGGAGCACCCUGUGAACUAAAUGACUGUCAGAAAUAUCGCCUCCAUUUGUAAUAUGGGCACCAAUGCCUCUGCUCUGGAGAAAGACAUUGGUCCAGAGCAGUUCCCCAUUAACGAACACUACUUUGGAUUGGUCAAUUUUGGCAACACGUGCUACUGUAACUCAGUGCUGCAGGCGCUGUAUUUCUGCAGGCCGUUCAGGGAGAGCGUGCUGGCCUACAAGGCACAACAAAAGAAGAAGGAGAACCUGCUGACCUGCCUGGCUGACCUCUUCCACAGCAUUGCCACCCAGAAGAAGAAGGUGGGAGUCAUCCCCCCCAAGAAGUUCAUCUCUCGCCUGAGAAAAGAAAACGACCUGUUUGAUAACUACAUGCAGCAGGAUGCUCAUGAGUUCCUCAACUACCUGCUGAACACGGUGGCGGACAUCCUGCAGGAGGAGAAGAAACAGGAGAAACAAAACGGCCGGCUGAAGAACAACGGAAGCACUGAAACCGAGACCGAGAACAAGACCGAGUCCACCUGGGUGCACGACAUCUUCCAGGGUACGCUGACCAAUGAGACGCGCUGCCUCAACUGCGAGACGGUAAGCAGUAAAGACGAGGACUUCCUGGAUCUGUCUGUGGAUGUCGAGCAGAACACUUCGAUAACACAUUGUCUCAGGGAUUUCAGUAACACAGAGACGCUGUGCAGCGAGUAUAAGUACUACUGUGAAACCUGCUGCAGCAAGCAAGAGGCCCAGAAACGCAUGCGAGUGAAGAAGUUGCCCAUGAUCUUGGCCCUGCACCUGAAACGCUUUAAGUACAUGGAGCAGUUACAGCGCUACACGAAGCUGAGCUACCGCGUGGUCUUUCCGCUCGAGCUGCGCCUCUUCAACACGUCUGCCGACGCCGUCAACCUCGACCGCAUGUAUGACCUUGUGGCUGUGGUGGUACACUGUGGCAGUGGGCCAAACAGAGGACACUACAUAACGAUAGUGAAGAGUCAUGGCUUCUGGCUGCUGUUUGAUGAUGACAUCGUGGAGAAAAUAGAUGCACAGGCAAUAGAGGAGUUCUACGGUUUGACUUCUGACAUCUCGAAGAACUCUGAGUCAGGAUACAUCCUUUUUUAUCAGUCCAGAGAGUGACAGGGUCAGAGGAUGAAGGAAGAGGAAAGAAAAAAAAAAACCUUAUGAUGGAAAGUAGGGGACAAAACAAAU
Ictalurus furcatus (blue catfish) is the source of this 1610-nucleotide messenger RNA. RefSeq names its product ubiquitin specific peptidase 46 (gene usp46). The record is from RefSeq and is a predicted model, not a curated record. NCBI's taxonomy places the organism in Eukaryota, Metazoa, Chordata, Actinopteri, Siluriformes, Ictaluridae. Gene Ontology annotation, biological process: protein deubiquitination. Bases 438 to 1538 code for a protein of 366 amino acids. The transcript has 9 exons. Gene Ontology annotation, molecular function: cysteine-type deubiquitinase activity; cysteine-type endopeptidase activity. Gene Ontology annotation, cellular component: nucleus; cytosol.